AUGGACUUCAAGAAGGACGCUCACAGAUCUUCGAGGAAGUUCCAAAGACCAGGUUUGAAAAAAACAUCCAGACUAUUCGCCUCUCAGCAGCUACACCCUGGGCACCCGCGGAGAAGGCCCCAGCCUCCCGCAGGUAGGCGAUCUGGUCCCCGCCCAGCAACAGCCCUCUGCGUCCUUAGCGACCGGGAGCUGUCUUCAGUUUGGAAGACUGCCCGUGGAUCAAAUGCGAUGCCUGAGAUGAUGGUGAAAAUCAUUGGAAGUAAACACUUUUGAUACCUUGUGGAGAAGCCAAAGAUCAAGGAGAAUGAGAACUGGAAGGCAGAAACUCAAACAUUACUCCAGAAAUCAGUGACUGGUACUGCAAAGCAGAUUAGCAGAGACCCCCCAGCUUCUACUAAUCCCACAGAUCAUCAAAUCAAUCAUGACCCAGAUGAUGUGGAAAAGAGCAAGCACCCAGAGAAAAACCAGAAACCAGAGGACAACCAGAAACUCCUAACGGGAGCACUCAGUUGCAGAUUUCUGGAUGGCAAAAUUCCCAACCAGGAAAAUGUCUACUGCAGCUCUGUACCAACUGGAGACCAGUCCCUGUCCUAUAUCCAUGGCCUCCCCAGGAGAAACCUUAGAGACUCGUCCUUAGAACAGAUGGCAAGGGGCAGCUCUGACCAACCCAAUGUGAAUUAUGAAAAGCUACUCUGGUUUUUAAAAGUUGCAGCUUCAGAUGAUCCACAGCAAAACAAAAGAGUUGAGGACAGCAAGGAACUGGUGUUGCAAGAAAAGGAAAGAGGAAGGAAAACUUCUGAUUCAAAUCUUGGACAGAUACAUCAGAUUGACUCCAACUCCCAGUCAGAAGUGAACCACCACCUGUUGGAGAUCUUGAAGAUGGCACUAAGGGCAACCAAGGGCAAACUCAACAUGGAGAAUCUCAACCGGAGUUUUCGAAAAGGAGAUCGCUCGUUCUCUGGUUACCUCCCCCUACCCAAGGUCAGGGCUAUAUGUGGGAAACAUGGAUUAUAUUUGACUUUGAGCCUUCUGGAAACAUUGCUUAACCAUCAAGAUUUGGGUUACCAGGACAAAAUAAAAUGGCAGAAUUUUGUUGAGUUGUUGAGCGGAGCUUCAUCUUAUUUGUCAUCUGAUUUACUUCCUGGAAAGAAAGGAAAGGAAACCUCUGCUACUCCAGUGCAUCCUGAAGUUAAUGAGAUAUCUCAAGGAAAAACUGAACAUAUGAAAACUCCAGAAAAGGAUUUGCAGCCAGAAAACCCUCCUGCUGAGACUUCAGCCCCUAAAGAUCUCCUGAGCGCUUUGAAGAUCAGGCCAGUCUCACAGCCUUUUGUCAGUCCAGUGAUGAAAAACACGUCUGAAGAAUGUGAGACAUGGAUUGACAGGUUCAGGAGGCUAGAAAAUGCCCUCUACCUGCGUGAUCUGAGUAAUACAGGAGUUCUGGAGAAGGAACGAGCCAGAUGCCUCAUUCACAACUACAAUCUCAUUUACAACCUGUCCCUGAGCCCUCGGAAAGUUUACCAAGCCUUGCGGAGAUUCCAUGCUGGAGAAAAUAUGCUCUUGGAGCCAGCGCUUCAGUACUUAAAGGAGCUAUGA
Messenger RNA from Balaenoptera ricei (Rice's whale), 1593 nucleotides. It is a transcript of the gene C1H1orf87, whose product is annotated as chromosome 1 C1orf87 homolog. NCBI's taxonomy places the organism in Eukaryota, Metazoa, Chordata, Mammalia, Artiodactyla, Balaenopteridae. The record is from RefSeq and is a predicted model, not a curated record.